AUGGUCAGGGCCAUCCGGGGCGUGCUCAUCGAGUGCGAGCCGGCCAUCAAGUCCAUCAUAGUCCAUCUAGAUAGUGCCAACAACGACAUCAUCAUCGAGGAUCUUGAUGAGACGCACCUUGUGGUCAAGGAGAAUAUGGUGCAGGUGCUGAAGCAGAAGCUCGACGACCGCCUCAAAGAGACGUACCGACCCGAGGAGCCUCUGGAAGAUAGCGAGUAA
This is a messenger RNA of Chaetomium strumarium, 219 nucleotides long. Its product is annotated as TFIIH subunit TTDA/Tfb5. Lineage: Eukaryota; Fungi; Ascomycota; Sordariomycetes; Sordariales; Chaetomiaceae. Bases 1 to 219 code for a protein of 72 amino acids. Gene Ontology annotation, cellular component: transcription factor TFIIH holo complex; transcription factor TFIIH core complex. The record is from RefSeq and is a predicted model, not a curated record. The transcript is spliced from 3 exons. Gene Ontology annotation, biological process: nucleotide-excision repair, preincision complex assembly; transcription by RNA polymerase II; transcription initiation at RNA polymerase II promoter.